GCUGAGUCGGACCCCAUCGGAUCUAGGGAUUUGACAGGUAGCUUAAUGUUCCUUUCUGUUUCAUUCUUGGGAUUCUCUAUAUAUUUGUUUGCUCUUUGUUUCAAUUUCCUCACGUCACCAUACUUUACCUUUCUCUUGUUUGUUUUAGUCUAAAGCGGUUAAUAUGGGAAUGUCUAUGAACGUGGUUGUGCUGUCACUGUUCGUCUCGUCUCUUUUGCUUUCUGUCGUGACUGCAUCCGAUGAUGGGCUGGUUAGAAUUGGGCUGAAAAAGAAGAAAUUUGAUCCAAACAACCGACUUGCUUCCCGGCUUGAGUCUGAGGAUCGACAGGCUCUCAUAGCAUCAAUGCAAGAAAAGUAUGGCCUCCAUAAUAAUCUCGGAGACCAUGAGGACACAGAUAUUGUUGCCUUGAAGAACUACAUGGAUGCUCAGUACUACGGUGAGAUUGGUGUAGGAACUCCACCACAAAAGUUCACUGUGAUAUUUGACACUGGCAGCUCAAAUUUGUGGGUGCCAUCAUCUAAGUGCUAUUUUUCGGUUGCAUGCUACUUCCAUUCCAAGUACAAGGCAAGUGAGUCAAAAACAUAUAAGAAGAAUGGGAAACCUGCAUCUAUUCAGUAUGGCACUGGAGCUAUUUCUGGUUUCUUUAGUUAUGACAAUGUCCAAGUUGGUAACUUGGUUGUGGAAGAUCAGGAAUUUAUUGAGACUACUAAGGAGCCAGGUCUUAUAUUUUUGGCGGCCAAGUUUGAUGGGAUUUUAGGACUUGGGUUUAAGGAGAUUUCAGUUGGGAAAGCUGUCCCAGUGUGGUACAACAUGCUCAAACAGGGUCUUAUCAAGGAACCAGUAUUUUCAUUUUGGCUUAACCGCAAUGUAGGGGAAGAAGUGGGUGGUGAAAUUGUGUUUGGUGGGGUUGAUCCGGACCAUUACAAAGGAAAACACACAUAUGUCCCUGUAACACAAAAGGGAUAUUGGCAGUUUGAUAUGGGUGAUGUUCUUAUUGGUGACAAGCCAACUGGAUUUUGUGCUGGCGGCUGUGCGGCAAUUGCAGAUUCUGGAACUUCUUUGCUUGCAGGUCCAACGACUGUGGUAACCAUGAUAAACCAUGCAAUUGGAGCCACUGGAGUAGUUAGUCAGGAGUGCAAGGCAGUGGUUCAACAGUACGGGCAAACCAUCAUCGAUCUACUUUUAGCUGAGACACAACCACAGAAAAUCUGCUCCCAAAUUGGAUUGUGCACUUUUGAUGGAGCUCAUGGCGUUAGCAUGGGCAUUGAGAGUGUGGUGGAAGAGGGCAACGGCAAAUCAUCUGGAGUUCAAUUCAAUGCUAUGUGCCCUGCUUGUGAGAUGGCUGUUGUUUGGAUGCAGAACCAAUUAAAGCAGAAUCAAACUCUAGACGUCAUAUUGAACUACGUCAAUCAGCUAUGUGACCGUAUGCCGAGUCCGAUGGGAGAAUCUGCUGUUGAAUGUGGAAGUCUAUCGUCCAUGCCAACUGUUUCCUUCACUAUCGGUGACAAAGUUUUCGACCUUUCCCCUGAAGAGUAUAUUCUCAAGGUGGGUGAAGGUCCUCAAGCUCAGUGCAUCAGUGGCUUUACUGCUUUGGAUGUUCCUCCUCCUCGUGGACCCCUCUGGAUUUUGGGAGAUGUUUUCAUGGGCCGCUACCACACCGUGUUCGAUUUCGGUAAAGAGAGAGUUGGCUUUGCCGAGGCGGCAUAAAAAUACCUUACCAUGGAAUGGGGCAACUGAGUUUUCUUCAACUGUCCACCCAUUACUGUGUUAGGUAUAACUUUAUAUAAAGAUGGUUGGAGACAUGGAGUCACUGGCUCUCUCAGCCUCCAUUACGUAAAGAUAGUGUUGUGUUGCUUGUAAAUAUUUCCGUCGCUGCUCUGUGAUGUUUAACCAUGGCUGAAAUUUGGAUUUGCUGCUUUGUUUUGUAAUCAGUGGUCAAAGAUACUUAUCAGUUUCCAUA
Gossypium raimondii (Peruvian cotton) is the source of this 1961-nucleotide messenger RNA. RefSeq names its product aspartic proteinase A1. Bases 164 to 1708 code for a protein of 514 amino acids. Lineage: Eukaryota; Viridiplantae; Streptophyta; Magnoliopsida; Malvales; Malvaceae. The record is from RefSeq and is a predicted model, not a curated record. The transcript has 14 exons. Gene Ontology annotation, biological process: proteolysis; lipid metabolic process. Gene Ontology annotation, molecular function: aspartic-type endopeptidase activity.